AUGCCUGAUGCCGGCGCUGGCCUCGCAGACGCUUUCGCCAGCUUGGCGGUCGAACCUCCCUCCUCCUCUCGACCGUCGACCAACACCGGACAAAGUCGCUCAAACGGCGCGGUGGACUCGGAGGAAGGACGGGAACACGCUCUAGCGCCAUGGAUGGAGGGUCUGAAGCGCAGGAAGGACGAUACGCGGCAUCCCCUCGCGCUUCUCGACGAAGAGCUCGACGCCUUCGUCACAUGGACUCGCCCGACGAACGCAGAGCACCAGCUGCGACUGCUCGCGUUUCGCUGUUUCCAGACGCUCGUCAAGGCCGUUUGGCCUUCUGCGACGUGCGAGUUGUUUGGAUCGAUGGCGACAGGGUUGUACUUGCCAGACGGCGACUUCGACGUAGUCAUCUUCGACAGCCGACUGAUGGCGACGCCUUCUGUCUCUCUCCUAAGGACCCUACGCGACGUGCUUCUGCGCGCCGGCUUUGCCCAACCAAGCGACGUCCGCCUCGUCGAGAACGCCAAGGUUCCCCUCGUCAAGUUUCGCUCGACGCGGAAGUUCGGCAGCUUUGACUUUGACGUCUCAUUCAACUCGCCGAAGGGGCCCAUGGGCGCGCGCGAGAGCCUGCGCCUGCUGGAAGAGCUCGAGCGGAAGGAGGCGGGCAAUCGUCAGCGAGCGCGAAUGAUGAUCCUGUUGCUCAAGGUACUGCUGGCGCAUGCUGGACUGAAUGAGGUCCGCUAUGGCGGUCUGGGCGGUUUGAGUAUCUUCUGCAUGGGCGUGUCAGAUACGUUCCCCUCUUCACUGCUGGGUAAGACCGCUCUAGACGUCUUGUCGUUCUUCACGAAAUAUGCCCGCACUUUCGACUACCGCAACCACACGAUCACGACAGCAAACGGCGGCGGUAUCAUUCAAAAGUCAGACUGGCUGCCUCGAACAGAAGCCAAGCGCGCCCAGCUCUCAAUCGUGCACCCUGUUGACCCUCAGCGCGACCUGUCUUCCGGGUCGUACGAAUGGGACGCGAUACACGAGCUCCUUUUCGCCUCUACGCGCACCCUCCUUGCGUACGCACUCGGACGUGGCGACCUCGCGCGACCUGACCCGACACGAAGUGCCCUCGCAGAUGCAGGCAUCGUUGUCAGCCCAAGCAUGCUCGAACGGCGUCGCUCAAACGAGCAGCUCAUCGCGUCGGGCGAGCUCAAAACUCUCGCAGAGACGUGGGAUCCUGUCUCUCUCGGUCUCGUCCCAACGGCGCAGUACGCCUCUCCCGCCCAGCUUGCGUACCAACACAACCAGCGAUUUGGCUUCGGCACCUACUAUUUGACGCCAUCCACGCCGUUCUAUCCUCACGCGCCCACGCCGUACUACUACGCGCAAUCGACGUACCACUACGCUGCACAGCGGCAAGCGACGAAUACGGCCUCGCCGUCUUCGCACCCUGGUGCCAGCGCCCGCACUCUAUCCCAACAAGGAGCCGAGCUGCAGGCACACUCUCAAGCCUCUCCACCUCUCGCCUACCUCAAUAACACGAUCGAAUUCCGGUCAACGCCUUGA
Messenger RNA from Rhodotorula toruloides NP11, 1536 nucleotides. Its product is annotated as DNA polymerase sigma subunit. Gene Ontology annotation, biological process: RNA 3'-end processing. NCBI's taxonomy places the organism in Eukaryota, Fungi, Basidiomycota, Microbotryomycetes, Sporidiobolales, Sporidiobolaceae. The coding region runs from base 1 to 1536 and encodes 511 amino acids. Gene Ontology annotation, cellular component: TRAMP complex; nucleolus. Gene Ontology annotation, molecular function: poly(A) RNA polymerase activity; mRNA binding. The transcript has 5 exons. The record is from RefSeq and is a predicted model, not a curated record.